This is a messenger RNA of Acanthopagrus latus (yellowfin seabream), 1736 nucleotides long. RefSeq names its product SVOP-like (gene svopl). Gene Ontology annotation, cellular component: membrane. Lineage: Eukaryota; Metazoa; Chordata; Actinopteri; Spariformes; Sparidae. Gene Ontology annotation, biological process: transmembrane transport. Gene Ontology annotation, molecular function: transmembrane transporter activity. The record is from RefSeq and is a predicted model, not a curated record. The transcript has 16 exons. The coding region runs from base 160 to 1653 and encodes 497 amino acids.
CUGUUUCCUGGUGACGACAUGAUGACGAUGUUACUUCCUGAUACACCUGGCCAGGUGAACAACAACAAGAGUUUCUUGUGACAUUCAGACCCGGUUCUGGUCCCGGUCCAGGUGAAGAUGAAGCUCUGCAGCUGACUGGCUGGUGACUGAGACACAGAGAUGGCUGAUGGGAUGAAGACAGAGCUGGUGAGCGCCAUCCACCUGCAGGAGGUGGAGCUGCAGGACGAACCUGCAGACAAGGAGCAGGGCAGCAGCAACAAUAACACUGGUGAGACAUUCACUGUCGAAGAAGCUGUAGAAAAAAUUGGCUUUGGUCGGUUUCACAUCCUGCUGUUUGUCAUCAUGGGGAGCACCAACAUCGUGGAGGCGAUGGAGAUCAUGCUGUUAGCUGUAGUUUCUCCUGAGAUUCGAUGUGAGUGGCGUCUGGACGACUGGCAGGUCGCUCUCGUCUCCACAAUGGUGUUUCUGGGCUUCAUGGUCUGUGGAGUUUUGGGAGGAUACAUCGCUGACAGAUAUGGACGCUGGAAGGUGGUGUUCGCAGGUUUUGUGUGGAGCGCCUACUUCUCACUACUGACAUCGUUCGCUCCAUCAUACGGUUGGUUCAUCUUCCUGCGCAGCAUGGUGGGCUGCGGGGUCGCCGGCGUGUCACAGGGGUUCGUGUUGAAGACGGAGUUCAUCCCUGCUAAGUAUCGAGCCUACCUGCUGCCUCUGGCGACUAUUUUCUGGAUGACAGGCUCCAUGCUGAUCAUCAUAUUGGGGAUGUUGGUGGUUCCCCCUCUGGGCUGGAGGUGGAUGAUCCGACUUUCUGUCACCCCGAGCAUCAUCCUCAUCUUCCUCUUCAAGUUUAUCCCAGAGUCGGCUCGUUAUAACGUGUCAGCAGGAAACAUUCAGGCUGCCGUUGAAACUCUGCAGAAAAUCGCUAAAAUGAACAGAGCGUCUCUUCCAGAAGGACGACUGGUGGAGCCGCCGGUGAGUGAGCGAGGCAGCUGGAGGAUUCUGCUCGGCUCAUCGUUCAGGAGGACAUCGUUGCUGCUCUGGUACUCAUGGUUCGUGGCAUCCUUCGCGUACUACGGUUCAGUGCUGAGCAGUUCAGAGCUGCUGGAGAAGAACUUGUUGUGUGUGACGGACGCAGGACGAGAGCAUCAGGUCAAACACCGCCAUGAGGACGGGCUGUGUUACUGCAUCCCCUUCGCCCUCAGUGACUACCAGACGCUGCUCAUCAGCUGCCUCGGAGAGGUCGCACUGGUCCCAGUAAACAUCUGUCUGCUCAAUGUGCUCGGACGGAAGAUGAGUCUGACUGUCCUGCAGCUGGUGGCGGCCAUUUUGUUCAUGCUAAUAAACAUCUGCACCACCAUGUUUGGGUUCACAGUGUUGCUGUUCCUGCUCCGGUCGCUGGUCUCCAUGAACUUUAAUGUGGUUUAUAUUUACACUGCUGAGGUGUAUCCCACGGCGGCUCGGUCUUUGGGGAUGGGCUUCUGUACGUCAUUCAGUCGGAUCGGAGGGAUGAUCGCUCCGUUCAUCGCUCAGGUGCUGAUGUCUCAGUCGGUGAUUUCAGCUCUCAGCCCUUUUGCUGUGGCCUGUGUGGUCUGUGCUCUGGGGAACUUUCUGUUACCGAUAGAAACUAAAGGACGAGCUCUGCUGCAAAACUCCUGAUGAUGUCAAAAUAAAACUGCUACAUGUUUGUUACUUUAUUAUUGUAACAUUUGUGAUAUAAAAUAUUAAAUAUUUUAUUUGUA